GACCAAUGAGCGUCGCUCUCGUGUUUGUUGUUGUUGCUGCUGCGGAGACUCAGCGGAGAAGAGACGCAGGGAGAAGCCGCUUCGCUCGUAGUUUUACUUUUAUUUUCCUUUUCCUUUCAGUUUUCAGUGUUGGAGUGAACAUGUCGGUGAACAUGGAUGAACUGCGCCACCAGGUCAUGAUUAACCAGUUUGUUCUGACCGCGGGCUGCGCCGCAGAUCAGGCCAAGCAGCUGCUCCAGGCGGCGCACUGGCAGUUCGAGACGGCUUUAAGUUCCUUCUUCCAGGAGGUGAACAUUCCCACUCACCACCACCAGAUGAUGUGUACUCCGAGAAACACGCCCGCCACUCCUCCUAACUUCCCCGAUGCCAUCACAAUGUUUUCCAAACUCCGGGCGUCGGAGUGCAGUUCCAGUGCCGGCAGUGGCCCCGCCCAGGCGUCCACGGCCUGCUCCCCCCCAGUCCCUUCAUCCACGUCAGGUUUUGGUUCAUUCUGGGCUUCCUCGCCACCUGGCAAUCAGUCAGUCUGGAUGCCGCCGCCGCCGCCACCUUCUGGCCACCACAUGCAUCACCACCACUACCACAUGCAGCAGACUCCCAUCAUGUGGCCGCCUGUCUCUCAGCCCGGCGGCUCCCAGCAGUCCCCCGUCGUGUCCGCGCUCCACAGUCAGAGAUGAGACUGGUGCAAGGGCGGGCGGCAAGGGGCGGAGCCAGGCAGCGGGUUCAAGUGGAGUGAAUGAGUUAUGGAUGCAGAAGGACAAAGUGGUGGUGGGUCAUCAUGGUGUGGGAGGGGUUUCACGUGUGGAACAAGAGGAAGAGACAAGGACCCUGCGGUCAGAAGACGAGCACGUGGACAGACCUUUGAACCUUGAGGGGACGGACUCGGGUCCAGAGCACUGAACGAGCCGCUUACAGAGUCUGAGUUUACGCAUGGAGGACAAAAUCGCCUGAUUCCGCCUCUGAAGGUGGCGCUGUAUCUCUCCAUAAACUAGUGUGUAUUGAAUCAGUUUAUGUGACAGAAAAACAAACAGUGGACAGUGAGAUUAAGAGACAUUGAGAAAAGUGAAUUAUUGUCUUAAAAUCUGUCUAAAAUUGGACUUUGAACAUGAAUGUAAACACUGAGUGUCGCAGAAAUAAAGCCAACAACACA
Solea senegalensis (Senegalese sole) is the source of this 1147-nucleotide messenger RNA. RefSeq names its product UBA-like domain containing 2 (gene ubald2). Gene Ontology annotation, molecular function: protein binding. Lineage: Eukaryota; Metazoa; Chordata; Actinopteri; Pleuronectiformes; Soleidae. The record is from RefSeq and is a predicted model, not a curated record. Bases 6 to 674 code for a protein of 222 amino acids. The transcript has 3 exons.